Molecule: messenger RNA, 1155 nt
Organism: Symbiodinium sp. CCMP2456
Lineage: Eukaryota; Dinophyceae; Suessiales; Symbiodiniaceae
Source: the annotation of a GenBank genome assembly
GUUACAUGCUCCGUGAGGUUGGGGGACGUGGGCGGCUAUGGCGACCGAAACCUGAACGACAUAUGCUUGGAGUACACCUACGAGGAGCUCAAGCAGGCAACCAAUAACUUCGAUGAGACGCACAUGAAGCUUGGUUCCGGUUCCUACGGUGGCGUCUACAAAGGCAUCCUGAAGGAUGGCACGGAGGUGGCCAUCAAGGUCUUGGACGUGCCCAACGAAGCAGGCUUCGAGGAGGAGGUCAAGGUCCUCAGCAAGUUCCGACAUCCUCAUCUUGUGAUUCUGAUGGGUUUCGCUCGCCACGGGGCCAAGCGCCUUUUGGUCUACGAGCUCUUAUCGGGUGGGGACGUCCAUCGCAGGUUGCAGCGGAGCUGCCAUGAGGACAUACCCUUCCCUUGGCGAGAACGGGUUGGUGUGGCAUUAGACGCGGCCUGCGGCCUGUCGCACCUGCACUAUGCAUCUCCCAAGGUGUUUCACCGCGACAUAAAAAGUCCCAACAUCUUGCUGGACCGGAACGGGACUGCCAAAAUGGCAGACUUUGGCCUGGCAUGCUUGUCUCACACCGCAGCGCACCGGGUGUCUCGGGCGUCGGGAACCGUUGGGUAUGCCUGCCCACUCUAUGUCCGGCGCGGCGUGGUGACCGAGGGCUCCGAGGUCUACUCCUUCGGCAUGGUCCUCUUCGAGCUCCUCACUGCCUCGCCGCCAGCCUUCAUGAGCCGGAAGUCCGGCGAGGGAAGUGGCCAGAUCCAGUACCUCGCGCACCGCAUCAACGGCGACCUUCAGAAUGCCUUGAGCUUGCUUGACAAGAAGGCAGCCUGGCCCGCUGCGACUGCGCGGGCGAUGUCGGAGCUGGCGCUGCGCUGCACGCGUCUUCGCGAGGAAGCCAGGCCGAACUUCGCAGAGAUUGUGCGUGCCCUGCGUGGAAUCGCCGAGCUCCCUUCCACGGCGCCCGCUUGCCCACCGCUCUCCACGCCUGUGGAAGCCAUAGGUGCCCAGGCACGCGCAGUCUCGCCGUAUCAGAAUCAGAAAGAGUGGACAGAGCGCAGCAGCGUAGUCUCGCCGCCGCCGGCCCCACGGCCCCGCGAGGAGCCGCGGCCGGAGCCGCCGCCAAUGCCCGCGGCCGGGAGUCCCCGUCGAUCCCAGGCCCCAAAGCCGCAG